Anoplophora glabripennis (Asian longhorned beetle) is the source of this 1913-nucleotide messenger RNA. RefSeq names its product serine protease 7-like. NCBI's taxonomy places the organism in Eukaryota, Metazoa, Arthropoda, Insecta, Coleoptera, Cerambycidae. The transcript has 6 exons. The record is from RefSeq and is a predicted model, not a curated record. The coding region runs from base 187 to 1365 and encodes 392 amino acids. Gene Ontology annotation, biological process: proteolysis. Gene Ontology annotation, molecular function: serine-type endopeptidase activity.
CUAAUGGGCCAGACGUCACUUACCCACUAUUAAUCAGUUAAUCAUAAACGAAUCUACCUGCGGAGGAGCGGUCUGUCUUACGUCCGUCUGUAGCAAAUGUAUAACUGUUUUUCCUGUUUGCAUAUAAAAUGUUUUGAAAUCCUCUAGUGUUUACGAUAGUAGUUGACAUUGCCCGCUCGCGAGAGGAUGUGCCAAUUUAGAAAUUUAUUCGCAUUUAAUAGUGUCUUGUGUUAUUUGGUAUUGUUCAGUGUUACUGGUUAUGCACAAUGGUUGGUGGACGACGAAGGAUGCAGGACACCCGAUGGUGGCGCAGGAAACUGCAUCAAAAUAAAGGAAUGCAAACCCAUCGUUGAUUUCUUACAAGCUGCUCCCUCACCAAUUCCCGAAGAAGUUAGGAUCGUUUUGAAUAAAUACAUCUGUGGCUACGACGAAACCUUUAAAGUGUGUUGUCCGUCAAAACCAAUUCGCAUAAAUUUGCAACUGAAUGACCUCUCGCUGCAAAAUCCACCUCCCCCGCCCGACGUUUCGAACCACAAGAAUUUCAAAUUGUUGCCAGAAGAAUGCGGGUAUUUGGACAGCCCGAAUAAAAUUCGAAACGGGAAAGAUGCAAAUCUGAACGAGUUCCCUUGGAUGGCGCUUCUUUCUUACAAAACGAGUUCUGGGCCUCAGUUUCAGUGCGGUGGAGCAAUAGUGAAUGACAGAUAUAUUCUUACUGCUGCCCACUGUAUAACAAACUUAAUGUCCCCACUAUUAGGUGUACGGGUUGGUGAACACAAGAUUUCUUCAAAAGUAGAUUGUGAAGUGCAAGACGACGGUAACGAAGUUUGCUCACCCCUUCCCGUCCAAGAUCUAGCCAUAGAAGAGGUCAUAGUUCACCCUGGAUAUGACAAAGAGGUUAUAUCUAACGACAUUGGGCUGUUAAGAGUUUCCAAAAUGAACUCGGACGCAGAAAAUGUUAGACCAGUCUGCUUACCUAUUACUGAAGAUACCAGAAAUGCAAGAAUCAGCUAUUGUGUGGUCACAGGUUGGGGCUUUACAGACACAGGUCGAAACGCUGACGUCCUCCAAAAAGUCGACUUACCCAUAAUGAACCUGACGAGUUGCUCUGAGGUUUACAAAUCCGAAAAGAAAGUGAAAUUGUCUUACAAACAGAUCUGCGCCGGAGGGAAGAACAAGAAGGACUCCUGCCCUGGCGACAGUGGCGGCCCCAUGCAAGUGGCUGCGGCAGUAAACGGCGAGCCGAGAUACGUCCAGCAGGGAAUCGUGUCCUUCGGACACAGGUUUUGCGGAACGGAAGGAUAUCCAGGAGUUUACACCCGAGUAGCGUACUACAUGGACUGGAUUCUGGAUAACAUGAAACCUUAAUUAUUGGUUGCUAUUAAGAAAAUAUACGGCGACGUUUCGACAAACUGAUUUUUCUCAUUAAAACAAAUAUGUAAAUAAAAAUAAGAGAGAUUCCUAAGAACUUUACAAUAUUUUAAAGAAUGGAAGUGAAAUGCAGUUUUUAAUUAAUUACACAACUUCAAACUUAAUACAGUGCAGUCUCUUUGCACUUGCUUUCUACGUAUAAAAUUUGAGACAAAACUAAUUGUUGUAUCGUAUUAGAAGAGGUCUGAGGCGUUUCAACUGUCAAAAAAAGUAAUUUAACCUCGUAAAGAAUCUUCUUCUAUACAGAGUGUAAGAAGUUUGACUGCCAUUACUUAUAAAGUAUUCAUAAAUGAACAAGAAAGUUGUGUAUUAUAUUAGCAGUUUUCAAAAUACAGUAAGUAUUAAUAUUGGAGACUUUCAUCACAACGUGACAACAGCGCUUGACCUGCUGAUACACACCACGUGUACAGGUGGCAGACUUGUCCUACGGAAAAAAUGUAAACAGCUAUUAUUGUGGAACAUUUUGUAAAUUUCAAGACAAUUGU